Molecule: messenger RNA, 1044 nt
Organism: Neomonachus schauinslandi (Hawaiian monk seal)
Lineage: Eukaryota; Metazoa; Chordata; Mammalia; Carnivora; Phocidae
Product: NAD(P)H pyrophosphatase NUDT13, mitochondrial-like
Molecular function (GO): metal ion binding; hydrolase activity
Source: RefSeq, a predicted model, not a curated record
AUGUCCCUGUAUUGUGGAAUUGCUUGCAGGAGAAAAUCUUUUUGGUACUUUAGGCUGCUGUCAACUUAUGUCACUAAGACCCGGUAUCUAUUUGAACUGAAGGAAGAUGAUGAUGCAUGUAAAAAAGCCCAGCAGACAGGAGCAUUUUAUCUCUUUCAUAGCCUGGCUCCUUUGCUUCAGAAAUCGGGACACCAACACCAGGCCUCCAGGCAUAGCCUACUAGAGUUGGAAAGGCUCCUGGCAAGGUUUGGACAGGACACACAAAGAAUAGAAGACUCUGUGCUGACUGGAUGCUCUGAACAGCAUGAAGCGUGGUUUGCUCUGGAUCUAGGUCUAAAAAGCUCCUCUUCCAUAAAUGCUUCCUUACAGAAACCAGAAAUGGAGACAGAGCUCAAGGGCUCUUUCACUGAGCUGAGGAAGCUCUUUCAGCUGAAUACAAAGGAUGCCUCCUUGCUGACCACGGCUCAGGCUCUUCUCCGUUGGCAUGAUGCUCAUCAGUUCUGUAGCAGAAGCGGGCAGCCCACCAAGGAGAAUAUGGCUGGCAGCAAGCGUGUGUGCCCUUCCAAUAAGAUUAUCUAUUAUCCACAGAUGGCUCCUGGGGUGAUCACUCUGGUGUCAGAUGGGACUCGAUGCCUGCUUGCCCGCCAGAGUUUUAAGGGAAUGUAUUCUGCCUUGGCAGGUUUUUGUGAUAUAGGUGAAAGUCUGGAAGAGGCUGUCCGGAGAGAAGUUGCAGAAGAGGUGGGAUUGGAGGUGGAAAGACUGCAGUACUCUGCAUCCCAGCACUGGCCCUUUCCUAAUAGCUCACUCAUGAUUGCUUGUCAUGCAACUGUGCAAGCAGGGCAGACAGAGAUCCAGGUGAACUUGAAAGAACUAGAGGCAGCUGGCUGGUUCAGUCAUGAUGAGGUAGCCACAGCCCUGAGGAAAAACAAUCCAUAUACUCGGCAACAGUAUGGGACAUUCUGGUUGCCCCCUAAGUUAGCCAUUGCCCACCAACUGAUUAAGGAGUGGGUGGAAAAGCCGUCCUGCUCUACCCUGCCCGCUUAG